AUGCCCAGUGAGGUGGGCAACCUGGGUGAGGUUCUGGCAUACCUUCAACAAGCAAAGCCUUACCUGUCUUUCCUUUGCUGGCCAGGGGAUCGCUACAUCGUGGCCGAUUGCGGAGGGGGCACUGUGGAUCUGACGGUGCAUCAGAUCGAACAGCCCCAGGGCACCUUGAAAGAGCUCUACAAGGCGUCAGGAGGUCCCUACGGGGCUGUUGGGGUGGACCUGGCCUUUGAGAAGCUGCUCUGCCAGAUAUUUGGCGAAGACUUCAUCGCCAUGUUCAAGGCCAAGCGCCCGGCGGCCUGGGUCGACCUGACCAUCGCCUUCGAGGCCCGGAAGCGGACGGCUGCCCCCCACCGGGCCAACCCCCUCAACAUCUCCCUCCCCUUCUCCUUCAUCGACUUCUACCGCAAGCACCGUGGGCAGAACGUGGAGACCGCCCUCAAGCGCAGCAGGUGGGAAGUUGGGGAGAACGUUGUGUUG
Messenger RNA from Notechis scutatus (mainland tiger snake), 477 nucleotides. The record is from RefSeq and is a predicted model, not a curated record. Lineage: Eukaryota; Metazoa; Chordata; Lepidosauria; Squamata; Elapidae.